AUGAUGAUUGAGGCCACUGAUAUCGAUUAUCUAAGAACCUUGUCUAUUAAUAUUAGUAGAUGUAAAAGUUCUCACUCAACAAUAUCUGAUGCACCAUCAAUAAUUGAUAUUAUUGAUAAUACUACUCUAACAAAGGCACCUCAAGAUCAGUAUAGUUUAUUUAAGAAAUCCAUAAACCCUGUUAAUGCUGACGUUGAGUUUGCCCCAUCCUAUAAUAGUAAAGAAUUUCAUACUAUUAAUGCCAACAUUGAAACUGGUGCAUCCUAUAAUAGUAAAAAAUAUAAUACUACUAUUGAAGAUUAUUAG
Messenger RNA from Cetraspora pellucida, 306 nucleotides. NCBI's taxonomy places the organism in Eukaryota, Fungi, Glomeromycota, Glomeromycetes, Diversisporales, Gigasporaceae. The record is from the annotation of a GenBank genome assembly.